AUUCAGUGUGUUCACACUGCCAUCAUCAGGAUGAGCUCAGGAACUGAUCAGUGAUCAGCAGGGUUUGGAGACGUUCACAGAUGGUCUGCUGUGAUGUUGUGUGUCACCAAACUCUGUUCCUCUGAAAGGCUUGAUAACACUUCUUCUUUCUUUCACCUCGUCAUCUGUGGUCAGAUGCCUUUAAACAUCAAAUGAGAGAGAGAACAAAGUGCUUUAGUGAACUCAGAGCCAGUUAAAGGUCUUUCUGUUAUUAACAGGGAUAAUCAGCUACCUGCUCAAAUCAUCCACCUGCUAUGCAAAUACUCUCUUUCUCUUUUACACACACACACACACACACACCUCCAGCACGCUACUUACUGGACUCACAUUUGCAUCCAAACCUCACAGCAGAGAGCUUCCUGAUGAACUGAACGCCUCAUGUAUCAUGAGUUUCUUUGGGAAGUUGAAACCAUCUCUACUACAUGGCGGACCACCAGCUCCACCCAGAAGAACAGAUAACAGUUCUGGAUAUGGCUGGCCAGAGGGGGAAUUUGAUGAGGAAGAUGGUGAUACAUAUGAAGCUCCACCAUGUGAACGUCCCACCAUUAAAGUCCAACCGUGCCAAGUAGAGGAGAAUGUUUACCUGGGUUAUCCGGAUCGAAACCCGAACCCUGUUACUCCCAAAAGGCAGGCAGCACCGCCGCCACGACCGGCCAAGAUCACCCCGAUAGGGAAAAGCAUGAAGCCAGAGCCACCUCACGACCCGGAGCGGUUUUACAUCGACCCCAAUGAUAGCAAACCUCCUGAGGUAAUACGUAAAGAUAAACCUGGUAAAAAAGCCCCUCCUAAGAGACCCCCGAUGAGACCUCCACCGGCCCCUCAGCAAGACGAAGAUGUUUACUUGGACCCAAAUGAAGGGCAGGAUGAUGAUGACACCUAUCUAGAACCUGUAGCAGAACCGCCUGCACCCCGAAGCCCGGCCCGCAUGCCAUUGCCUCCUAAAACUGUAGGACGAGACCCGCCACCACCAAUACUGAAGCCUCCUGUUCCCAGAGCCAAAUCUAGUUCGGUCCUGAUCGGUGACACUGUGAACAAAGUUCUGCCGCCAGAAGUAAAACGUGCCACGUUUUCUGGCCAGCUGCCACCCGCACUAAACAGCAAACCAGUUCCUCCCAUCAUCCUCCCCAAAGAACCCAAAGCCAGGCUUUGACUUCCAUCAGUUGUAAAACGAGAC
This is a messenger RNA of Sinocyclocheilus grahami, 1213 nucleotides long. RefSeq names its product proline-rich extensin-like protein EPR1. The transcript is spliced from 15 exons. Bases 425 to 1189 code for a protein of 254 amino acids. Lineage: Eukaryota; Metazoa; Chordata; Actinopteri; Cypriniformes; Cyprinidae. The record is from RefSeq and is a predicted model, not a curated record.